CAAACGAACUUUUUAGUAACUUUACAUUACCUCGAGUAAGUAGGUCUUUAGUAACUUUGGCUAAGUCUAAUAUUAAAAAAAUACUAGCUUUAGUUGAAUUUGAUGAAAAAAUAAUAGCUUCGGCUGAGUCUGACAAAAAAAUAAUAGCUUUGGCUAAGUCUAACAAAGAAGAAAUACAAAUUUUGGCUGAGUCUGACAUGGAAGAAAUGUUUAAUAUAGAAGAAAUAUUUGGUGUAGAAGAAAUAUCUGAAAUAAAAAUAUCUGAUAUAGAAGAGAUAAUGUUUAAUACAGACAAAGUGUUUUACAAAUUGUAA
This is a messenger RNA of Racocetra persica, 314 nucleotides long. The record is from the annotation of a GenBank genome assembly. NCBI's taxonomy places the organism in Eukaryota, Fungi, Glomeromycota, Glomeromycetes, Diversisporales, Gigasporaceae.